AUGCUCUCAGUAUCCUUUCCUUCACCUCUCAGCUCUUCCGCCACUUUCUCCGGCAAGACCAUCUCAUCAAAACCCUGCCACGUCAGACCGCGAAGAAUAUCCGUUUCUGCCACCGCCACUACAACCGAACCUAUCUCUACUCAGCUUCCACGCGGCAUGGCUUCCGGCUCGCUUUACGAGAUUCUUGGAAUUGCGGCAGUCGCUUCCGAUCAGGAGAUUAAGGCAGCGUACCGGCGACUCGCGAGAGUUUCUCACCCUGAUGUCGCGGUGGUUAACCGGAAGAAUUCAUCGGCGGAUGAGUUUAUGAAGAUUCAUGCUGCGUACUCGACUCUGUCAGAUCCUGAGAAGCGUGCGAGCUAUGAUAGAAGUUUGUUCCGGCGUCCGCAGCCACUGACGGCGAGUAGAUUUUCUGGCUACAGAGUUCGGAACUGGGAAACGGACCAGUGCUGGUAG
Messenger RNA from Lathyrus sativus (Indian pea), 453 nucleotides. NCBI's taxonomy places the organism in Eukaryota, Viridiplantae, Streptophyta, Magnoliopsida, Fabales, Fabaceae. The record is from the annotation of a GenBank genome assembly.